Molecule: messenger RNA, 384 nt
Organism: Peronospora matthiolae
Lineage: Eukaryota; Oomycota; Peronosporomycetes; Peronosporales; Peronosporaceae
Source: the annotation of a GenBank genome assembly
AUGCUUCUGCAUGACGCUACCGCGCUGUUUCUACAGAUUUCCGUAUCCCCAUUAGCUCCUAAUAUCGGCUUUAGAAGGACGUGUGGUAGUCGACGUGCAGCCAGCCAGUUUACGAACUGCAGUGAGCGCAGCGACAAGAAGGCCGCCGCUUUCUUGCAUCGCAUCGUUCAAUCGAACGCCAAGUGCAGGCGCUGCGUGAGCGCAUGUCGUCGACAAGUUGAAGCUCAAGCGGCAGCGACUUGCGUCAUGGCUCUGAUUUCACGGUUCGAAGCCGCGUCACAAUCGCGCACUUUCGAGCGUUCGUCGCCUGCCAGUCAUUCGAUUUGUAACCAAUCCCCGAGCUCCGCCGUCGAAAUCGCCAAUGACUACAAAGCUGCAGUGUAG